AUGAGCAGUCCAAAACGGAGAAUCGAGACGGAUGUCAUGAAGAUGCUGAUGAGCGACUACGAGGUGACCCUGGUCAAUGAUAAUAAGUUCUACGUGAGGUUUAAGGGGCCUACUGAGACACCUUUUGAGGGAGGUCUCUGGAAAAUCCACGUUGAGCUACCCGACCAGUACCCGUAUAAGAGCCCGAGUAUUGGGUUUGUCAACCGUAUAUUCCACCCGAAUAUCGAUGAGCUAUCUGGAAGCGUCUGUCUCGAUGUCAUCAACCAAACUUGGUCGCCGAUGUACGACAUGGUCAACAUCUUCGAGGUGUUCCUUCCGCAAUUAUUACGUUAUCCCAAUCCCACCGAUCCGCUUAAUGGAGAAGCAGCGGCAUUGAUGAUGAGAGAGCCCAAGGGCUAUGAAUCAAAAGUCAAAGAGUACGUCACGAAGUACGCAUCCAAGGAGAAUGCAGACGAUGCUGGCGGCGACUCAAACGAUAGCGACGAGAUGAGCAGCGUGGGCAGCUACGAUGACGACGAAGAAGACGAGGAGCCUGCAGGGACCAUGGAAGAGGUUUGA
This is a messenger RNA of Ramularia collo-cygni, 558 nucleotides long. Its product is annotated as probable UBC8-E2 ubiquitin-conjugating enzyme. Bases 1 to 558 code for a protein of 185 amino acids. Gene Ontology annotation, biological process: protein polyubiquitination; ubiquitin-dependent protein catabolic process. Gene Ontology annotation, molecular function: ubiquitin conjugating enzyme activity. NCBI's taxonomy places the organism in Eukaryota, Fungi, Ascomycota, Dothideomycetes, Mycosphaerellales, Mycosphaerellaceae. The transcript is spliced from 7 exons. The record is from RefSeq and is a predicted model, not a curated record. Gene Ontology annotation, cellular component: nucleus.